AUGGCGGCUCACACUUGCUUCGUAUCGCGAACAGUGAUGGUUCAGGGUGGCAACGUGGAAAUGGUUUUUCAAGCCCUGACCCGGAUUCUCACCACAGACAGGAUCAUCGAAGAGGCAAAGAGCAAGGGUUACUACGAGAAGCCCUGCAGGAAAGGCAUCUACAAGCAUUACGAGAACUGCCGGCGCAUCUACAAUAAUGAGAUGGCCAGAAAGUUGGCCUUUCUGGUGAGGAAAAACCGCCAGGAUCCCUAG
Carcharodon carcharias (great white shark) is the source of this 252-nucleotide messenger RNA. Its product is annotated as 28S ribosomal protein S21, mitochondrial-like. The coding region runs from base 1 to 252 and encodes 83 amino acids. Gene Ontology annotation, cellular component: ribosome. The transcript has a single exon. NCBI's taxonomy places the organism in Eukaryota, Metazoa, Chordata, Chondrichthyes, Lamniformes, Lamnidae. Gene Ontology annotation, molecular function: structural constituent of ribosome. Gene Ontology annotation, biological process: translation. The record is from RefSeq and is a predicted model, not a curated record.